GCAGCCACUCCGCCGGCUGCGCCCCCCCUUUUAUUUUUUCUCCUCCUUCUCUUCAGAGCCGAUUAACCCCUCCGUUGCCUCGCCCUCCAGGCCGCGACGUCCCUCCGGCGCCCACUCCUGAGGUUCUCUAAUGAUCUUCCUUCACCAUGACAACCAAUAUGGAGGUGCUGGCUCAGCAGAUAGUGGAGACACAGCAGGUGGCUGAGGUGCAAACUUUACAGACAACAUUAUCUGAAUCUCCAGUGAUGACCAGCCCUUCUCAACGCAUCCAAAUUAUUUCCACAGAUUCCUCAGUAACUUCACCACAGCGCAUUCAGAUUGUCACAGAUCAACAAACAGGGCAAAAAAUCCAAAUAGUGACGGCAGUGGACUCCUCAGUAUCCCCAAAGCAACAAUUUAUAUUAACUAGCCCAGAUGGAACAGGAACAGGGAAAGUGAUAUUGGCAUCACCUGAGGCCUCUAAUACCAAGCAACUUAUCUUUACCACCACAGAUAACAUUGUGCCAGGCAGAAUACAGAUUGUGACUGAUUCGGCCUCUGUUGAACGUUUGUUAGCUAAAACUGAUGUCCAGCGACCUCAGGUUGUAGAAUAUUGUGUUGUGUGUGGAGACAAAGCAUCAGGUCGUCACUAUGGUGCUGUCAGUUGUGAGGGAUGCAAAGGCUUCUUUAAAAGGAGUGUGAGGAAAAAUCUGACCUAUAGUUGCCGUAGCAACCAAGACUGUAUCAUCAAUAAACACCAUCGAAAUCGCUGCCAGUUUUGUCGGCUAAAAAAAUGUCUCGAGAUGGGAAUGAAAAUGGAAUCUGUACAGAGUGAAAGGAAGCCUUUUGAUGUGCAACGUGAAAAACCAACCAACUGUGCUGCUUCAACUGAGAAAAUUUAUAUCAGAAAGGACUUAAGAAGUCCUCUAAUAGCAACUCCAACUUUUGUAGCUGAGAAAGAUGGAGCUAGAUCAACAGGGCUUCUUGAUUCAGGGAUGCUUGUCAAUAUUCAGCAGCCACUAAUACGGGAGGACGGUACAGUACUGCUGGCUACAGAUUCUAAGGCUGAGACAAGCCAAGGUGCCUUGGGGACACUAGCAAAUGUUGUAACUUCACUUGCCAGCAUCAGUGAGUCACUUAAUAAUGGAGACACUUCAGAAAUCCAGCAAGAAGACCAAUCUGCAAGUGAGAUCACUCGGGCAUUUGAUACCUUGGCUAAAGCGCUUAACACUGAUGGUGCAGCAGCUCAGAAUGCAGCAGAUGGGAUGGAUCCUACAGGUGGCGGGAAUAUUCAUGUAAUCAGUAGGGAUCAGUCUACACCAAUAAUUGAAGUUGAAGGGCCCCUCCUUACAGACACUCAUGUGACAUUUAAGUUAACUAUGCCUAGCCCGAUGCCAGAGUAUCUGAAUGUUCAUUACAUUUGUGAGUCAGCAUCCCGGUUGCUUUUUCUUUCUAUGCAUUGGGCAAGAUCUAUUCCAGCCUUUCAAGCACUAGGGCAGGACUGUAAUACAAGUCUUGUGCGUGCCUGCUGGAAUGAACUGUUCACUUUAGGCCUUGCACAAUGUGCACAGGUGAUGAGCUUGUCCACUAUCCUGGCCGCUAUUGUCAACCAUCUGCAAAAUAGUAUACAAGAAGAUAAACUUUCUGGAGAACGAAUAAAACAAGUGAUGGAGCACAUCUGGAAACUUCAGGAGUUCUGUAACAGCAUGGCCAAACUUGAUAUUGAUGGAUAUGAAUAUGCUUACCUUAAAGCUAUAGUCCUUUUUAGUCCUGAUCACCCUGGUCUAACAAAUUCCAGCCAAAGAAAAUUCCAGGAGAAAGCUCAAAUGGAAUUACAAGAUUAUGUUCAAAAAACCUAUACAGAAGACACCUACAGGUUAGCGCGGAUUCUUGUUCGCCUGCCAGCACUUAGACUGAUGAGUUCUAGCAUUACAGAAGAACUGUUUUUUACUGGGCUCAUUGGAAAUGUUCCAAUUGACAGCAUCAUCCCUUACAUCCUGAAAAUGGAGACAGCAGAGUAUAAUGGCCAAAUCACAGGAUCUUCUUCCUAGAAGGGAUCAGCAAAUCAAGAUAACUCUGAGUUACCAUAAUUCACUGUUAAUGUAUACAGAUAUUUCCAAUAUGUUUCAUUGUCUUAUUAACAUUAUUUGUCUAUAUUCAGAAACAACAAUAAGAAGGACUUCUGUAAAAAUCUUUUCUAGGAUUCAUUUCUGUCAGAAGAAAUAUUUUAAUUCCUUUGUCUGCAAAGACUACAGUGCAUUGCUGUAAUUUCAGUGCACCCUUGCCUUACACGGGGAUCCGUUGCAGACCCCUCCACAUAAGGCAAAUAGCGUGUAUGCUCGAGCCCCGUUGAAAAUAAUGGGGCUCGUGCAUGACACGUGGCGUGUGCACCACAGGUGCACACACCAUUUAACUUCCGUUGUGUAGCUUUCAGCAGAAGCUGAAAGCCGCGUAAAAGGCGGAUGCGUAUGACACAGGUGCACUGUGAAAUCUUUUUAUUUAGAUAUCACCAAUGGGCAAAAAUAGGUUCUAUGACACCAGAAUACUAAUUAAGUAGUAUUAAACUAGGAACCCUAAUUUCAUCCUGAAGAGCUGCAAGUGUAACUCUCUCCACGUAGUCGUUUUCCUUAUUCCUCCUGCAGCCCCUCGCAGUCCACCUCCUAUCAAAAACCAGUUCUAAGACUUCCAGAUUAGUGUCCAAUUUAGCAUGAUGGGUUCUAGUUGGCAGAGAAGAGUUUGCAAUAUCUAUAUAUUGCACUGUGCUGAAAAGACUCUUAGACACUGUAUUUAUAAGUAUUUGAAAAUCUUUGAAAUAAUAAUGAAAUUACUGGGAUAUAGUGAUUACCUGCACUUUCAAAAUAUUUCUUGUUAAAUUUAUGUCAUUGACAUUUGUGCAAGCAGUGCCCUGUUUGUAUAAACAGGGUAAAUGAAUAAUAGCAUUUAAACUACAGAGCUAUACUAGUGAUUAGAACAAACACAUAAAGAGAUGUGGAAGACAAUCAUUUAUUCUAUGAAAUUUAUAUUAUAUGUGUUUAUUAGUAAUGUAAUCCUUUCAAGGAUAUUUCUAUACUAUUUUUAAAUUAGCUAAGUUAAUGUAAGCAUUUACAUCGUACGUAUGUAAAACUAUUUAUGACAGCUGUCAGAAAAAUAGAUCCUGUACAAGUUAAUUCACAUUGGUAAACAGCAUACUAACAUCUUGCCUUUUAAAUGACAAACAAUUUUUAAAGGUUUAGUACUAACCUGUACUAGCAAACUGUUUUUGGUAUUUUUUGCUUUUUGUUUGUCUUUUGUUUAAUUUUUAUUUUUUUACUAUGGGCGAAUUUGCCAGUUUUAGUAAUAGCUAUGUGCUCAUUCAAAGGUCUUCCUUCUAUCUGAGGCUUGAGAAGGCUGAUUUUAGCAUAUGACCUAAUCCUACAUUGCAGUAGUUGCUGCAGAAAGCAAGGCCCAGUCUUUUUCUAAAGGGUCUGAAACAUUGUCAUAAGCUACAGCCCACUGUGUUAUGGUCUGAACCACUUCAACACUAUGCAGAUAUGAUGAUUGGGAAGAGGCAACAAUUCAAUUUGUAUGAUGUUAAUUUUUCCCAAAUUAUAUGUGUUUUAGAAGACAUGGUCUGUUCUACAGUUUCCAACGUGUAGUUAAAUAUGAAAUUAACUGUCAUAAAAUGUAGCAAUGGUCAUCAAUUUGGACAGGUUUAAAAGAGGAUUAAACAAAUUCACUAAGGAUUAUCAGUGGCUACUAGUUAUGUUCUGUAUUUAUUAACUUCCAGAAUUACAAACAGUAUGCCUCUGAAAUCCAGUUGCUGGGAAUAGAAGUGGGAGGGAGCCAUUGCAUACCUGUCUUGGUUGUGGGCUUCCUGUUGCCAUCUGUGUGGCCAUACUCAGACUGCUCUGUUGGUCUGAUCCAACAUGGCUUUUCUUAAAAGAAAAUAUAUAUAAAUAAUAGUGGCAAAAUAGACUUUUCAGUUAUUUUCAUACAUUCCAGACCAUAAGAGAUUUUAUUUUUACACCAUUAUAGGAAAGUACCAGGAAUUAAGUUACCAUAAAAGAAGCUUAUAAGAAACUAAUUGUAAUUGGGCUAAUGAGAAAUAUGCCUUGCGUCUUAACAUUUCAUCAUAUAAUUUGGGUUGAAUAUUUUGGCUUGUUCUCUGAUUUUUAAUGUGAAUAUUAUGUCUUUUCUUUGUUUCAAAUCAAACUCACAGAAAUUAAUUUUAUACAAAAGUAAUUACAGUACUUUUUCAAACUGGCCUUUGCUUGAAAAUGUAUUCCAACAAGUCAUUAUUUAAGCACUCAGGUGGUAUCAGAGGCCUUUUCAGCAACUCCAAAUACAAAUUUUGGUAUCUUUAUCUCCAUCACUAGUGCCACAGAUCAGUUGAACAACACUACUGUAAAGUGCUAUUACAGUCCUGUGUAUAUCUAUUCAGAAGUAAGUCCUGAGUUCAAUGGAGUUUCCUCCCCAGUAAAUAUGUAUAGAAUUGGAGCUAUAUGAUGAUUCAUUCUAUAAAUUCUUAGGGUCAGUUGACAUCUAUUACAUUUCCUGUCUUUACUUUCAAAGUACAGUUUAGUUCAUAACAUUAAAAAUGAAGAACUGUGUUGUAAAAUGAUUUAUCAUUUAGGUCCUACUUUAAGCAUUAAAUCAUUUGUUCACAACUAGUCAGGAAGUGACUGUGUAUGGCUGCAUCCUGAAAUAAAGGGAAAUGGAUAUCAAAGUCAUAAUUAAAAUAAUUUUAUUUUGUAUUAAUUAUUAAUGGCAAAAAAUAACUGAGUUUUAUUACAGUUGUAAAAUAAAAGUGUGAGUUGGGAAUAUAAUGGAGCCUACACUACUGUUAUGAGAAUUCAUUCUUAUAAAACCUAACAACUAGGUGUAGCCCAGAUUAUAAAAAGGUUGUAGCUAUUGGUUAUAAGAGAAAAUAUUAAAAUACUUAAAUACUUUCUGUGAUCUAUUAUUUACAGUUUUCCCCUCCCAAAAGGCAAAUGCUCUUUAUAUUAUGCUGUUCUGUGAAUCUGUUUCAUAAUCUGGGAUUUGUUUUGAAUUCUACCAUGACCGAAGGAUUGGUAGUACAGGUAUCACAUUUCAGUAAUAAUAUCAGAUACUUUUAAAAAAUUAAAAUGAGUAAUUAUGUAUGAUUUUUCUUUUAAACAUGUGAUUUGAUUAAUACCGAAAAAUAAAAUAGCAAAAUUUUGACACCACAGAUAAGUCCAUAACUUUGUUUCAGGGGAAGGCUAUUUAAUUCCUUGUGUUACAGAGAAACAUAACUUGAUCCUUAAAACAUUUAAUGAUUUUGCUAACUUUGGUGAAACCAUGUAAACUUAGAUGAGGAACGGCCAGCUGUGGAACACAAGUGGGUCACAUUAGCUUGGAAGGCAGCACCCACUACCAGGCCUGCUUUGGCAAACUAACUAAAUAAAUGCUUCCCCCUCCCCAAAUGUCCUCUAGGGAACAAAGGGUAUCAUUUGGGACUUUCCUGCUCCCCUUGAGGGCAUUUUGGGACAUUUUGAGGCAAAUAAAAUAUGAAAAAGUUCACACAAUUUUAUGUAGACCCCAGAUGGUGUGGGGUCUCCAAUCAUUGUGGAAAUGCCUAAAUAUGAUGGUGUCUUUCCAACAAUAUCGACCUUUUUUUGAGUUUCAUAGUUGAAACUUGGCAAAUGAAGUAUGAAGUGAGUGGCCCUUACUGAAAAGCUGUGAGUAGUAUCUUUGUGGAGCCCUGGAGCUCCCUCUGCCCACUUUAGAUUUUAAACAAUAGUGUUGCAUGGAUGUGCAGCAAGAAGAAGUGUAAAAACCACCUUAUUAUUUGCACAUCUUGUUGGAAUACUUUUUCUGCACACUGAUCAGAAAAUGGUGCAAGCAUUGGCUCUUUUUAUGUGCUCCCAAGCAAUUGCAUGCCUGGCCGAGUUUGGCUUUCUUUUUUCAAAGAAUAGCAGCUACUGGCACCACAGUGCAAGAACUGUUAUUAAUAAGCAGCUUAUGAUUCUGCAUGUGGCAGCUGCUAUUUAGAAAAAAAACCAUCAAAAGGUCUCCCUCUGAUUUGGAACCAGUGCAUUUUGAAAUGGUAUGAAAUGGAGGAAACAGACUUCUAUUGGUCUACUCCUAUUGGGUUCCAUUUACCAUCAAACGUGGGAGUUUUACCUUCCUCUUCUUCCCCCUGCAUGCUCUCCAGAUAAUUUUUGGAAGAGCCCCCAAUCCUUCCAAUUUAGGCAGAAUUGGGAGACUCAUGAGGAUCUGCUUUGUGGAGAAUGUAUGAGUUCCAUCAGAGUGGGCACCAUUAGCUGCCGCCUUGUGUGUAAUUAUCAUUGAAACCAUGAUGUGCCAGAGUUUGUCUGAGGGAAUUAUUGGAAAUUUCAGGAUUAGUAUUUAAAACCUGCUGAAGGUAAUGAAUGCUUCAUUAAUUCAUUUAAAAAGUGUUAAUGUUAAUCUAAGCAUUAUCAUGCUUAUUUUGCUGAAGUUGAAAAUUCCUAUUAUCUAAGGCUAUUUAUUAAGCACACUUACUUGGAAGCAGUUCUCUAAAAGUAGAACAUAAAGAAUAUAUGUAUAGGCUGAAUUUGUUGUUGUGUGCCUCCAAGCCAUUUUUGACUUGUGGCAGCAAUAUGACAAACCUAUCAUAGGGUUUUUUUUAGCAAAUUUCUUCAGAGAAGUUUUAGCCAUUUGCCAUUCUCUGAGGUUGAGAGAGUGUGACUUGCCCAAGGUCAUCCCGUAGGUUUUUAUACUCACACAAGGGUUUGAACCAUGGUUUCCACACUCAUCCAGUGCUCAAAGCACCAAACCAGCAUAAAAACAUAAUUCACUAUAUAGUCUCUCUCUUGAUCAAUUUUAAUUGUGAUCACUAGUGAAUGUGUAUUUAUGUAAUUACAUGAAGCCUCAAUCACAGGACCAUUUGUAUAGCAACUGACAAGGAAUGACAUAUGAUCCCCCCCCCCAGUUUAGCAUGCUCUGAGAAUAAUAAAAGGGUUCUGAAUCUAGUUUGUUAAUUCAAACUUUUUAGAGUCUACAGGUAUUUUAUUUCUUCAAAACCAAUUCAUAAUAUGGUCAUGAUAGGACAGUUUCAUUGGGGAAAAAAUAAGCAUUUCAUAAUGCUUGCCCAGACUCUCAAGCAUAGUAAAAUAGUGCUUUAGAUCCUGGGCAUAGUCACUUGUGUAUAUAUGAUGUUUAUGUGCUAGUAUCUAACUUUGUCUAGUCGAAUUAUGUACAGUGUAAUAUAAAGUAUGUAUGUAUGUAUAUAGAAAUAUGUACAGUCAUAAAUAUCAAAUUUCUAUAUGUUGAAAAUACUAUAAUUGCAUUGCAAAUCUUGAGCUUCCUACAUUUUAUUUCUUGCUCAAAGCUCAGCUCUGAUAUAAUCAUAUGCAUUCCCACUUUCCUCAGUAGAGUGGACACCUGUUUUUAAACCCAGGAUGUAUUUGCACUUUGUCUUAAAUUCAGAGAGAAACUAUUUAAUAGUUCUACAUUUUAUUUCUAAAUACACCCAAGGCCUAUUGAAAUGAAUGGACAUUGUGCAGUAAUGGUGUUUAGUGAAUUGCACCUGUGGACCAUAAACAUUUCUAUAUACUCCCAGCACAUGUAAAAGGUGCUUUUUCUAAUGUUCUGGGAGAUGUUAUUUUAUACAAUCUUAUUUUUGGCGCAUGAAACUUGAUCCCCGUAUUUCUAAUGUCUGUAUCUCCCUUGAAGUUGCUAAUUAGAAUGAGAAAGGCUGUCACAGAACAGACUAUGUAGUUUUAUAGUGAGACUCUCUUGUUAUUAAUGAAUAUAAGACAAUAAGAAGUAGGCAGUGUCAUAAAUAUUCUUAUGAGCUAAGUCCUAUAUGAUCCUGUUAUCCUGUCUAGCAGAUAAUAAAUGACUUUUUAGAAUACUUACUGCUAAAAGGUUUUGUUCUUGUUAAAAUAUUAUCAGUUUUGAGUGGACAGUUUUUAAAAUACAGAGCAUAUUAGUGACAAAGAGAAAUUUCUUCAUACAAUCAGUGAACUCUUAAGGUGAAAUCCUAUACUAGGGAUGGGCAACUGGUUGGAUUGCACUUCCAAGCAUCCUCUUUUCACUGUACUGGCUAAGGCAGCUAGAUGUUGCUCUCCAACAGCAUCUAGGGAGGUGCUAGUUGCCCAUCCCUCUGCUAAAAUAAGUAACUUAUGAAGACAGACAAUAUUCUUUAUGCUUCUCCCUUCUGUAUUGUUUACUUUAGUUUGCCUGCUAUAUACAGUAUAUAUAAUGGAAUUCAAAAUAUUAAUCAACAUAUUGAGGCAGACAUUUUAACCAUUUCUUCUUAAUGAAGGAAUGCCAUACUAAUUAGUUUUCUUCAGUUAACCUUUUGGCAAGUAAAUGAAGAUCAAGAUCCUUCCCAGGUGCAGUGUCCAUGCACAAAAUAAUUCCCAUAGGCUUCAACAACCCUGUUUCUCCCUCUAUAUAUUAGCUCCACAGAUGCAUAUGCACAGGCAGCAUGCCAGAGCUUACAAAGUAUGCAAAGUCUGUGUGUGGCUUCCAGUGUUCAAGGAGCUUGAACAACAUGGAAAGAGAGAUACACAAAUUUCUCGUUUCCCACAAAGUUUUGACAUUUUCCCCACAUCCUUCCAUGUGUGCUAAGAGGGUAGGGGAGGAACUAUUGAGUCUUGGGAGAAUCAGGCUACAUUGUGUAGGCUUUACACCUGCAGUAGUGCCCAAACUCCAGUUUUUAGAAAAUGAAGGUUUCUAUUUCUCUUUGCCCACUCUACUGUGAUACUGCCUAGGUAUCCACUUUAAAUUGUAUACUUUUUGUUAGAAGCAGCCCAAGCUUUUAAAAUGCUGGAUGUAUACUUAAACAUUUUCUAAGGUUAGCAUUGGUGAAAUAACCAGUGCUGCCAAUUAAAAUCUGGAGCCUGGAAUCUCCAUGAUCUUGCACAUCAGGUUUGGAGUUCUUGUUAGAGGGUACAUAAAGAAUGUAAAGAUUUGGGGCAUACUCCUUAGAAAUGCCCUGUUUAAAUAUUUGGGAACUGGUUGCAUAUACAGUAUCCAUUUCAUGACAUUAUGCUUAAAAUAUACACAUAUUUUUUGUUUCAACUGUUGAUGUUAUAAAGCAUUUUUAUAAGAAAACUCAAUUGCAAAGCUAUCAUAAAUGUUCUCAUUCAUUUGCAGUGCGAUCCUGUAUAUGCUUCCUCAGAAGUAAGCCUGGUUAAAUUUAAUAGCACUUAUUUCUAAUAUAAGUUUGUAUAUACGAUUGCAACAUUAGUGUCAGUACUCAUUGCUUGUUUUUAUAUUUAAAAACGAAUGUAAAAGUUAUCAUUAAAGGAUUUUCCAGUUUUGAUAGUUCUUGAAACAGUUAAGAAAAAAUUACUGUUUAAAAAGCAUUUCUGUUUUAAAUGUACUGAAAGGUAUCAUUCAAUCACGUUCUAAACUGAAUAUCCAACGUUGGAGUUGAAACACAGAUCUUUCUAACCAGCAUAAAAUCCCCUUCCCUUCCCCAUUCUGAAGGUACUAAACUGAUAUCUGGUUCUGGUUCAGUUACUAAUUUAAGCUGUUUUAAUUGAAAGAUACUUUCAACAUCCAUGAAACUCAUAUGCUGCCAUAUGUAAAACCAACCACUGAUUCUAAACAUAAUGUAAAGCCAUUGCUCCUAACAAUUUUAUAACUAAAAAAUCCUGUUCAUGUUAUCCCACUCUCUCAUGUUGUAUGUAUUUGGAAACCUCAGGCUCUAAGCUCCUUUUAAAACUAACCUAUUUUCCACAAGAGGAAUUGUCUGUGAUAAUUCCAUGGGGUAUAUUUUGUAACUUUGUGCUUUUCAUUGUUUACUACAAUGUUGUCUAUGUAUUUCUUUUUAUUUUUAGGUUCAAAACUUGAAAAUGCUGUUGCUCCUUCACAAUUUGUGAAAUCAUCUUUGUAAAUGUGAUGGCAUUUAAAAUAGCAUGUUCUUUUUUUAAUCCGAAUUUUAUAUCUAAUCUGUGUCUUCAGUCAUGAAGAGAAAUUGCAUUGUUGUGUGUGUAUAUAGAGUAUUGCAGUGCAUGCUUAUGCAUUUCAUUAAAUGCUGUGUAAAUGUGGCAUUAUAUUGUUGUGGCUUAAUAUUGCUACCUACAGGAGGUUUAUACUAUUAAAAUAAAUAAAGACUCUUA
Molecule: messenger RNA, 10037 nt
Organism: Sceloporus undulatus (fence lizard)
Lineage: Eukaryota; Metazoa; Chordata; Lepidosauria; Squamata; Phrynosomatidae
Gene: NR2C2
Product: nuclear receptor subfamily 2 group C member 2
Biological process (GO): positive regulation of embryonic development; anatomical structure development; cell differentiation
Molecular function (GO): RNA polymerase II cis-regulatory region sequence-specific DNA binding; nuclear receptor activity; zinc ion binding
Source: RefSeq, a predicted model, not a curated record